AGUGAGAGUCCCGUCAUGCUGUUCCCGUGCGCGCGUACGCUGCUGCUGCGCGGCCACCUCCUGUGGGCUCGGCUCCCCUCGCGGGCCCUGGUGCCCGCGCGGAGCCGAAUCAGCAACGGAACCAGUGAAGUCCCGGCCGCGCGGGCUGGGGUGGACGCUGCCGCCGGGUCCAUCAGCAAGAGGGCUCGGGCCGAGGAUGGCGUUUCUCUGCGCUUCGUGCGGCUCUCGGAGCACGCCACGGCUCCCACGCGCGGGUCCGCCCGCGCUGCGGGCUACGACCUGUACAGUGCCUAUGAAUACACAAUACCACCUAUGGAGAAAGCCAUUGUGAAAACAGACAUUCAGAUAGCUGUUCCUUCUGGGUGUUAUGGAAGAGUAGCUCCACGCUCUGGCUUGGCAGUAAAGCACUUCAUAGAUGUAGGAGCCGGUGUCAUAGAUGAAGAUUAUAGAGGGAAUGUUGGUGUUGUGCUGUUUAACUUUGGAAAAGAGAAGUUUGAAGUAAAAAAAGGUGAUCGAAUUGCACAGCUCAUUUGUGAACGGAUUUUUUAUCCGGACUUAGAAGAAGUUCAAACACUGGAUGACACUGCAAGGGGCUCAGGAGGUUUCGGCUCCACUGGAAAGAAUUAAAACUGCUUGAAGUAUUUUGCUGUUUCAACACUGUAAAGAGAAGCUUUAGUUUUGGUAGUGUUUUGUAUUCUAGGAUGCAGAAAGAGGACCUGUUAUGUUACAUUGGAACUUCUCUAUCCUGUGGUUGAUGGUUACCUAGAAAGCCGCAUUGUGAGGAUGGAAAGGACAUACAGAUUUGGUCAAACCAAGUGUACCAUUGGGUUUUUUUGUUGUGUUAUUUAAAUUAUAGUCCUCUAGUUACUAGUUUUGUUCUAAUUGCUUUAUCAGUUGUAAGGUUUGUUUUUUUUUUAAUUCAAUAAAGUUGAAGUCUUUAGCAGA
Molecule: messenger RNA, 945 nt
Organism: Cricetulus griseus (Chinese hamster)
Lineage: Eukaryota; Metazoa; Chordata; Mammalia; Rodentia; Cricetidae
Source: RefSeq, a predicted model, not a curated record